UCUACUAUUCCAUACAUGACUGCUAGGUUUUUCAAAUCUGAAUCCAUGUAUAAAUUUUUUGUUUCUCCGAUGUUCCGAUACUGGAUAAGACUUCAUUUUUACCCAUCAUCUUAUGUUGUCUUCGAUUCCUCAAAAGCCUUUUUCUCAGUAACUGCUGGUGGUUUCACUCUUCUUGACAAUUUCAGCGCAUCCAUUACUGUUGAAGCACUUACACAGGCUUAUAUAAUCAGAGAAUUCGCUAUGAUACCCAUAAAAUCAGGUACCCUCAAUCUCACCUUCACACCGUCAUCCACACAUAAUGACUCUUUUGCUUUUGUCAAUGGCAUUGAGAUUAUUCCAGUUCCGGAAAUUUUCCAACCCGCACCUAUGGUUGGAUUUUCAGACCAGCAAAUGGAAACAGAAUCUUGUACUAUGCAGACAAUGUUUAGACUGAAUAUUGGUGGUAACCAUAUUCCACCAAGUAAUGACUCGGGUUAUGGCCGAACAUGGUAUGAUGAUGCCCCUUAUAUAUACGGUGCAGCCAUGGGUGUCACCUCAGAGGCUGAUAAGAAUGUAAGAAUUGCACAUUCUUCUGAUGUCGAAAAGUAUAUUGCUCCUCUCGAUGUUUAUAGCACAGCACGAAGCAUGGGGCCUAAUUCGACGGUUAACAUAAAUUAUAAUCUCACCUGGGAGUUCCAAAUCGAUGUAAAUUUUACUUAUCUUGUGAGAUUACAUUUUUGCGAGUAUCAACUCUCGAAGGUAAAUCAGAGGGUAUUUGCAAUUUUCAUUAACAACCAGACAGCAUUUCCAGAAGCAGAUGUUAUCGCUUGGGGUGAAGGAAAAGGUGUGCCGGUCCACAAGGAUUACGCAAUACACAUUAAUGGUGAAAGUGGCGAUGAUCGAUUAUGGGUGGCUUUGCAUCCUAAUGUGACAUCUAAACCUGAAUUUUAUGAUGCAAUACUAAAUGGAUUAGAAAUAUUUAAGUUAAACGACAUAAUGCAGAAUCUAGCAGGCCCCAAUCCGAUGCCAUUGCCUCUGAAACUUGAGACCAUGUCAACGCAGAGGCAGCCAUUUUCCCAAUCAAAGUCCAAGAAUCAUGGCAUAAUAAUAGGUUCAGUUCUAGGAGUAAUUGCUGGAUUUGGUCUCAUGUUUGGUUUCAUUAUGCCUCUCAUCUGCAGGAAAAGAAGGGUCGAUUUAGGAGGUUCAAGCACCAGCCGUUGGCCAUCAAUCUACCGCUACUCUCUAUCUUUCGGUACUAGAACCUCAAGUAAGACUAUUGGAAGCAGCCGGAUAUCUAGUAUGGGUGGACACCUUUGCAGGCACUUCACGUUAGCUGAGAUAAAACUAGGAACCGACAAUUUUAACGAAACUAAUGUUAUUGGAGUAGGAGGAUUUGGUAAGGUAUAUAGAGGCUAUAUAGAUGGAAGUGCUGCAGUCGCCAUUAAGAGAGCAAAUCCAUCUUCUGAACAAGGUGUUCAUGAAUUCGAAACUGAAAUUGAUUUACUUUCAAAGCUAAGACACCGCCAUUUAGUCUCUCUAAUUGGGGCUUGUGAAGAAAAUGAUGAAAUGAUUUUAGUGUACGACUACAUGGCUAACGGGACAUUGAGGGAGCAUUUAUACAACAAGGAUAAGCCUCCUCUGUGUUGGAAACAAAGACUGGAUAUAUGCAUAGGUGCAGCCAGGGGCCUUCACUAUCUUCACACAGGUGCAAAGUACACUAUCAUCCAUAGGGAUGUUAAAACUACGAACAUUCUGUUGGACGAAAGGUGGGUUGCAAAAGUUUCCGACUUUGGCCUAUCUAAAACUGGCCCUUCUCUCGAUCAAACCCAUGUUAGUACAAUGGUCAAAGGAAGUUUUGGGUACUUAGAUCCUGAGUAUUUCCGCAGACAGCGGUUGACAGAAAAAUCUGAUGUAUAUUCUUUUGGAGUUGUACUUUUUGAAGUUUUAUGUGGAAGACCAGCAAUUAUUCCCACUCUUCCGAAAGACCAAGUGAGUUUAGCAGACUGGGCACUCAUAAACAUUAGGAGGAAGACACUUGAAGAAAUAAUUGAUCCGCGUAUUAAAGGGCAGAUUACAAGUGAUUGCUUGAAGCACUUUACAGAAACUGCAGGCAAAUGCUUGUUUGAUUGUAGUAUCGAUCGCCCUUCAAUGGGAUCAGUUCUUCGGCAUCUAGAGUAUUCUCUCCAGUUGCAGCUUGAUUCAGACGGGGCAAUGGCGGUGAGUAAACAAGAAACCGAUUUCAAUUAUGCUUACUAUAUGCAUGCAACCUUGUUGAGCAUACAAGAGGAGGGUGAAAUUUAUGAAGAAUCAGAGGAACAUGGUGCAAGGAGAUAA
Olea europaea var. sylvestris is the source of this 2313-nucleotide messenger RNA. RefSeq names its product receptor-like protein kinase ANXUR1. Gene Ontology annotation, molecular function: transmembrane receptor protein tyrosine kinase activity; ATP binding. Gene Ontology annotation, cellular component: plasmodesma; plasma membrane. The coding region runs from base 16 to 2313 and encodes 765 amino acids. The transcript has a single exon. The record is from RefSeq and is a predicted model, not a curated record. Gene Ontology annotation, biological process: protein autophosphorylation. Lineage: Eukaryota; Viridiplantae; Streptophyta; Magnoliopsida; Lamiales; Oleaceae.